CGAUGGUUGGCCAGGCUCCUGGGUCUGUCGUCAUGCGUCCGCCAUGACCGCGAAACUGAAGACGCGUCAAACCAUGUUUCCGUUGGGGCAUUGUGGCGCCCAUCGUCCCUCAGUCUGUGAUAUUACUCUGUAUAGCCUGCAUCCGAUCGUCGACUGACCACAGUUUCACUCUCAGUAUUUGACAACCCAGAGGCGCCUUCCACUUCCACACAUUUUCACGUGCCAAUCACAUUGACUUUGCCGUAUUUUUUUACCAUCCGUAGAGCACUUCAUCGCCUGCAUCCCGCCUUCAUCAACAGCAUCCCGACGUCACGAUGGGACGCUCAGAAGCGGGCGUGGUAGACCCCGCCGCCCGCGACAAGUACCGCUUGCAAGUAACAGCAGGACACUCAUACGACACCUCGACACAUAGAGAAGUUGCAGUGAACAGCGGAGAGGCGCACCUCAUUGAGAAUGACCUCAUGAGCUGCUGGCUCAAGAUCCAAAUCAAAGACUACAAUGGCCUGCCUCACAACUCGCCUGAGACCUCCGAUUACUUCCAACACCCCCUGCAUACCUCAGAUCGCUAUUCUAUAGGCUUUUCAUUCGUUCCGAAGCGCGACAUCAAAGGCAGCGACCUGGUCACAGGCUUCGAUUUCGACCACAGCAUCAAAGACCGACUCCCUCCCGGCUUUCGGUAUGCGAUGAGAAUUGUCACAACGAUACUGGAUCCUGGCAUCUAUUCGGACCCGUACUCCGACAAACCAUACUUGUAUGGUCCUGCAUUAAGUUCGUUUUUCGCUUUCAGGAUUGGUGAGCACACGUCCGAUGUGCCUGCGGAAAAGCAGCUGGCUUCGUUCGAGUCCGAUGCCAAAGGAGUAAUCGAAGAGGGCGCCCACGGAAGUGGUCAGCGCAUUCGCGCAGAUUGCCACAUUCCCGCCAAGACCUCCAAGCGGCGGAAGAACUUCCUGGACGAGAAGAAGCUGGAAAAGUUCACAUUUGAGGCUGGGCGCAUGUACCAAGCUGACUUUUUCAAUCCGUAUCUGGACUUCGCCAACUUCGCGUUGAGGAUUCCUGGAUUUUCCAUAUCGGUUGUAAAGUACAUUGACGACAAGACGCAUCAGCUCAGAUAUGUUUUGAAGGAUCGGAGCACGGAGGAGGUGCUCUUCGUGGUCAUCUUCACGCUUUUAUUCGGCCGGAAACUCGAAGAGACGCUAGAGGGAACUGAGACAGAGCAUGGAACGACACAAGAAGUCCCAAUCAAACCCGAACACGAAACACCAGAACGACAUGCAAGUUCCAACACCUCCUCACCUUACGAAACCUCAACGCCGUCGUCAAGGUCGCGAUCCUCGUCAGCGGCAACCUCCGACUACGAAGAUGAGCGCGAGACACGGCAAGAUCGGCCCACUGCAGCUGCUGCACUUGCAAACUCCAUAUAUUCCGGCUUCGCUGCAUUGGGUUUCGGUAGAGCGGCAAGCACUUCUACCUAUGCUUCGAGCAAGUCGGGCUCGCCAGAGCGAAGCGGCAAAACCACAGCCACUCCCGAGAAGCCAAAGACACUGGACGAGAAGGUCGAUGAAAUGGACGAUCACACAAUCGAAGAACUACUCAAGGACAAGCACUCUAGCGUUUGAAAUGAUAAUACCCAGGUUC
Messenger RNA from Paraphaeosphaeria sporulosa, 1635 nucleotides. RefSeq names its product DUF1769-domain-containing protein. The transcript has a single exon. The record is from RefSeq and is a predicted model, not a curated record. Lineage: Eukaryota; Fungi; Ascomycota; Dothideomycetes; Pleosporales; Didymosphaeriaceae. Bases 315 to 1616 code for a protein of 433 amino acids.